AUGACGAAAACUCCCCAGGAUUUAAGCAUUGCCAUUUUGGGCGCCGGAAUGGGCGGAUUGACCUCCGCCCUGGCUCUGGCGCAGAAAGGCUUCAAGAAUAUCGAUGUCUACGAGAAUGCUAGCGAUCUUGGAUUUGUUGGAGCAGGUAUUCAAUUGGCCCCUAACAUGGCCCGGGUUUUGGACGGACUCGGCGUUUGGAAGGGAAUUGAGGCCGAGGCCGUGAAUAUCGAGGACACAUCAGUGCGAGAUGGUGCAACGGAUACAGAGCAUGCAUACGUUGAUUUAAAAUAUAUUGAAGCAACAUACGGAUAUAAGCACAUGGUUGGCCACCGCGCUUCACUCGCCAAUGGACUCUACGAAGGCUGCAAGAAACAUUCCUCAAUCAAGUUUCACUUCGGUAUCAACGCCGACAAUGUGAAAUCUUUUGGCCCCAAGCCAUCAUUCACUGCCAACCCGCGUGCCGAGGGAGCCGCUCCCUACAAGGUUGAAUGCGAUGUCCUCCUCGCCGCAGACGGUAUUAAGAGCGUGACUCGCGUAGAAAUGCUGAAGCGCCUUGGUGUCGAUGUGGGUGUCAAGGACACCCAGCAGGCAGCAUACCGAAUUAUGAUCCACAAGGAGCAAAUCAAGGACGACCCUGAACUACUUGCGCUCAUCAACAGCAAUCGUGUUACACGAUGGAUCGGCGAAAAGCGUCACAUUAUUGCCUAUGCAGUCUCCAACAACACCAUUUACAACCUCUCCACCACCCAACCCGACACCAACUUCGCUGCCGCCACUAACGCCACCUACACAACGAAGGGUUCCAAGCCCGCCAUGAUGGGCGUCUUCUCCGACUUCUGCCCCAUGGUCCAGCGCAUGCUGAACUACGUCCCCGAAGGCGAGGUGUGCGAGUGGAAGUUGCGCGUCCACGACCCCCUGCCUACGUGGGUGCACGACUCCGUCGCUCUGGUUGGCGAUGCAUGCCACCCGACCCUGCCUCACCUUGCCCAGGGAGCCGCCCAGGCUAUCGAGGAUGGUGCAGUUCUGGGUGUUGUUCUUUCCAAACUCCCCAAUACCUCCCCUGAGUCCAUCAACAAGGCUCUUCGUGUCUACGAGAAAGUCCGAAAGAGCCGCGCUGAGGCGUUGGUGGAAAUGGCCACCGCUUCUGGCCGUGCCUUGCAUCUGGGUGAAGGUGCUGCCAAGGAGGAGCGUGAUAAGCAGUUCGCUGCUCUCCGCGCUGGAAAGGGCCCUGUCCCUGAUAAGUGGGCUGAUGCCGAUGUGCAGCGGGAGAUCUACGGCUUCGACUGUACCAAGGUCGCCGCAGAUAACUUUGAUGAAUAUUUCUCUGAAAUGUAA
Penicillium olsonii is the source of this 1335-nucleotide messenger RNA. NCBI's taxonomy places the organism in Eukaryota, Fungi, Ascomycota, Eurotiomycetes, Eurotiales, Aspergillaceae. The record is from the annotation of a GenBank genome assembly.